GACGGCCGCAAAACCACAGAAGAAGAAGACUGGCGAAGCUAGCACAGCAGCUAACAUGGAGGUGUUUGUUUGUGCUCCGUUUUUGAGUAAAAUUCGUCUUAAUUGUGUCGUUUUCCCACAAGAAUCGUCGGUCAAAGACGUUCUGACGUAUUUUGUGCAGCAGACGGGAGUUCCUUCUGACGAUGUGUUCGUCUGCCGUGGAAACAGAUUAUCCCACCCACAGGACCCACUGCAGCAUGGUGCCACCUAUCAGCUGGUGCCCCGCCUCUGUGGAGGAAAAGGAGGGUUCGGGUCCAUGCUGCGAGCUCUGGGUGCUCAGAUUGAAAAGACGACAAACCGCGAGGCGUGCAGAGAUCUGAGCGGACGACGACUGCGUGACGUCAACCACGAGAAAGAAAUGGCGGCGUGGUUGGAGAAGCAGGAGGAGCGCGAGGCAGAGAAGGAGCAGCGGCGUCGAGAGCGUCUGCAGAGGAAGCUGGCCCAGCCCAAACACGUCUUCAGCGACGCUGAGUACCAGCGACAGUGCAACGAGCUGGACGAGCGCCUUGAGGAGUCCGUGCUCAAAGGACUCCAGGUGAAGAGACGGAACAUGGAGCAGAAGCAGCAGUCGGCCAAAAAGAAGCUGAAGACCAGCUCCUCUCCUGGUUUCUGGUCAGGUGUCGAACAUCUGCUGAGCUCUGAGGAUGAGGACGAGGCACCAUCCACCUCCGGCUGUGGAGCUGCUGUUGCUAUGACAACAGAGGAGGCGGAUCCUGGGCUCUGUGGUGCCGAGGUGCCACAGAGCAGAAGCUGCAGCUCCACAUCAGCUGAACACAGAAAGACCCCAAAGGACCAAAAACCUGAACCAGACCAGACUGGUGAACCUGGCGAAGAAAAAUCUACAGAAGUUUCUGGAGUUGAUUUGUGGAGUUGCACGUCUCAGCAGCAGCGGACUCGUCUGCUGGAUCUGGACUCUGUGACUUCAGUGCAGCAGCUGGAGGACUUUGGUCUGGAUGUCCUGAAGGAGGCGCUGAUGUGCAGAGGGCUGAAAUGUGGAGGGACGCUGGCCGAGCGCGCCGCCCGCCUGUUUUCAGUCAGAGGCCUGAAAGAAGAGCAGAUCGACUGCAAGCUGUUUGCCAAGAAGAAGUGAUGCAGACAGACGGAGUCCAGUGCAGCACCUGAACACAUCACACUGAAUUCUGUUUCAUCAAAUGUGGCAUCCAGAUUUUGUGUGCAUCUCUUCCCGAGAGAUUCAGUUCCACAUCAGAACUUCUUUUUUUGUAUCGUUUAACUUUCUGAUGUGGGGGCGGAGCUUUAAUUUAUUGAACAUUUUAAAUCCGACUUGCGGUGCAGCAACUUCAAAAUUUUUUUUUUUUUUUUCUGAAUUUGAAGGCAUCAUUGUUGGAUGUUUGAAUCACGUGAAAUAAAUUAAUUUUCCCUGUGGAUAACUUUU
Thalassophryne amazonica is the source of this 1432-nucleotide messenger RNA. RefSeq names its product SDE2 telomere maintenance homolog (S. pombe) (gene sde2). Gene Ontology annotation, cellular component: nucleus. Bases 56 to 1129 code for a protein of 357 amino acids. The transcript is spliced from 9 exons. The record is from RefSeq and is a predicted model, not a curated record. NCBI's taxonomy places the organism in Eukaryota, Metazoa, Chordata, Actinopteri, Batrachoidiformes, Batrachoididae.